Jaculus jaculus (lesser Egyptian jerboa) is the source of this 834-nucleotide messenger RNA. It is a transcript of the gene Colec11, whose product is annotated as collectin subfamily member 11. The coding region runs from base 1 to 834 and encodes 277 amino acids. The record is from RefSeq and is a predicted model, not a curated record. NCBI's taxonomy places the organism in Eukaryota, Metazoa, Chordata, Mammalia, Rodentia, Dipodidae. The transcript is spliced from 6 exons.
AUGAUGAGGGACCUGGCUCUUGCAGGCAUGCUGAUCAGCCUGGCCUUCCUGUCACUGUUGCCGUCUGGUUGUCCUCAACAGACCGUAGAUGAUGCCUGCUCUGUGCAGAUUCUUGUCCCCGGCCUCAAAGGGGACACAGGAGAGAAGGGAGAGAAAGGUGCUCCAGGACGGCCUGGAAGAGUCGGCCCCACGGGAGAAAAAGGUGACAUGGGGGACAAAGGACAGAAAGGCAGUGUGGGCCGCCAUGGAAAAAUUGGUCCCAUUGGUGCUAAAGGUGAAAAAGGAGAUUCUGGUGACAUGGGACCCCCUGGCCCUAGUGGAGAACCAGGCAUCCCGUGCGAGUGCAGCCAGCUGAGGAAAGCCAUUGGGGAGAUGGACAACCAAGUCACCCAGCUGACAACCGAGUUAAAAUUCAUAAAAAAUGCACUGCCCUCCCCUGCAGCUGUCGCCGGUGUGCGUGAGACCGAGAGCAAGAUCUAUCUGCUGGUGAAGGAGGAGAAGCGCUACAUGGAUGCCCAGCUGGCCUGUCAAGGCAGGGGAGGCACACUGAGCAUGCCCAAGGAUGAGGCCUCCAAUGGCCUGAUGGCUGCAUACCUGGCGCAAGCUGGCCUGGCCCGUGUCUUCAUUGGCAUCAAUGACCUGGAGAAAGAGGGCGCCUUUGUGUACUCUGACCGCUCCCCCAUACAGACCUUCAACAAGUGGCGCAGUGGCGAGCCCAACAAUGCCUAUGAUGAGGAAGACUGUGUAGAGAUGGUGGCUUCUGGGGGCUGGAAUGAUGUGGCCUGCCACAUCACCAUGUAUUUCAUGUGUGAGUUUGACAAGGAGAAUAUGUGA